Phytomonas sp. EM1 is the source of this 876-nucleotide messenger RNA. The record is from the annotation of a GenBank genome assembly. Lineage: Eukaryota; Euglenozoa; Kinetoplastea; Trypanosomatida; Trypanosomatidae.
AUGUCUCGGGCGUUGUGCAUCACUCUUCGGGAGGUUUGCCACGUGGAGCUCAGCGUGGAUGAGAAAACACUCCAGCUGAUGCAGGUGGAGAAGAAGAAUUUGCUGCCUUUACUAAAUGUUCCCAGAGAAUUGGAAAAGUUGCUCUUUGGACCACGCAACGAAGGGUCUCCCUCACAUACCGGUUCUCUGUCCGACCCCGUAGGUGGUCUAAAGUCUUCCUCCGAUGACUAUCAAUUAGGGAUGGAGGCGGGGAGCCCCCUCGCACGCCAUCCGGCCCGUAGGGUUGUUUCCCGGGAAAGUCAACCUCAACUGCCCUCAACGAAUCGAAUACGACUACCUGAAAUUAUAAAGAAGAAGAAAACACAGGUGACUGAGGAACUAACGGCCGUCCCUGAGGACUCUUUUCGAGGUGGUCAUUCCAAUUUCUCGCUGAGAAGACAUGACAUCUAUAAAACAGAUGCCGAGUUGCUUUCAAUGGAUGGAGAAAGUGGGGGUGGUCGAAUUCCACAGUCCGGGCAAGUGAAAUUUGUGUUAGCGAUGCCUAAACGGGGUGCCACCGCCCUUCCCGAGGUGAUGGCGAUGAGAAAAGAAACUGCUCAAGCAAAUGCAGAGAAUACACUUAGCCGGAGCGUCGGGAAUUGUACUUUAUCGGACCUGGAAUUUGCCUCUCUGAAGCAUGCGCAGAGUGUUCCCAUCGCAUCGGGUUUAUUAGAUGUGUCGAAUGUUCGACAGCGGUUAUCAGGUAAUAGUGCUGCUGGCUCCAGAUCCCGCAUUGUUCCUCUUUCUUUAGCACGCACUUCCGUGGGUGGCUGUGAUGUUGACCACAGCGUCGAUGGUACAGGAUGCAGAAAUAGUGACUACAUUCAUGAGACAUAG